Molecule: messenger RNA, 2115 nt
Organism: Capronia epimyces CBS 606.96
Lineage: Eukaryota; Fungi; Ascomycota; Eurotiomycetes; Chaetothyriales; Herpotrichiellaceae
Exons: 1
Coding region: 1-2115 (704 amino acids)
Biological process (GO): protein transport to vacuole involved in ubiquitin-dependent protein catabolic process via the multivesicular body sorting pathway; protein targeting to vacuole
Cellular component (GO): ESCRT-0 complex
Molecular function (GO): metal ion binding; phosphatidylinositol-3-phosphate binding; ubiquitin binding
Source: RefSeq, a predicted model, not a curated record
AUGUCUGGAUGGUUCUCCUCUGGAACAUCUGCUCUCGACGAGCAGAUCGAGAAGGCAACUUCCUCCAGCCUGGAAGACAUCGCCACCAGCCUCGAAAUCUCCGACUUGAUCAGAUCCAAGACAGUGCAGCCUAAAGAUGCCAUGCGGUCGUUGAAGAGGCGGAUAGACAACAAAAAUCCCAACGUCCAACUUUCAGCCUUGAGGCUAACAGACACAUGUGUUAAAAAUGGCGGAUCCCAUUUCCUGACCGAGAUUGCCUCGCGCGAGUUCAUGGACAACCUUGUCUCUCUGCUGAAAGCAUACGGAGCGGCUGCCGUCAACGAGGACGUCAAGCAACGGAUUCUUGGGCUGAUCCAGACCUGGGCUAGUGCUACACAAGGCCGACACGACCUGUCCUAUAUCAGCGAGGUCUACAAGAGUCUGCAGAGCGAAGGCUUCAAGUUCCCGCCCAAGGUUGAGAUAUCCAGUAGCAUGCUAGACAGCAGUGCACCGCCCGAGUGGACAGACAGUGAUGUAUGCAUGCGUUGCAGAACAGCAUUCACUUUCACAAACAGGAAACACCACUGCAGGAACUGUGGCAACGUCUUUGACCAGCAAUGCUCCUCCAAAUCCAUUCCUCUCCCGCACUUGGGAAUCAUGCAGCCGGUUCGGGUCGACGAUGGGUGUUACGACAAGCUGACCAAGAAGCCUGGCGGUUCCGAGCGUCGAGUCUCCUUUGCCCCUAAACCUACUACCAUGCAACCGCGAAGUGCAAGGAUUGAAACAAGUAGUUUCGAUGAAGACCUGAAGAAGGCGCUGGAAAUGAGCUUGGAGGAGGUCAAGGGCAUAUCAAGCUCGGGUUAUGUCUCUCAGACACAGCCCAAGACAGAACCAACAAAGCCAAAUGGCGUGUCCAUUGAAGAAGAGGACGAUCCUGACCUCAAAGCCGCAAUAGCUUUGUCUCUUAAGGAGGCAGAAGAGCAGGCCAAGAAACAUGCUGCGUCGAUGAAGAAGUCAGCCCAUGAUGGAGCGAGCUCGACUCAACCGUUCGUCAUGCCCAAGAACGAUUAUGAGCUGUCGGUGAUGGAAGCUGAAAACAUUCAUCUGUUCGCCACGCUGGUUGACCGGUUGCAGCAUCAGCCUCCAGGAACGAUACUCAGAGAGCCGCAAAUCCAAGAACUCUAUGAAAGCAUUGGAAAGCUUCGGCCCAAACUGGCCAGGACUUUGGGCGAGACAAUGUCGAAGAAUGAUGCGCUGCUCGAUCUACAUGCUAAGCUGUCCACUGUCGUACGAUAUUAUGAUCGGAUGCUUGAGGAGAGACUAAACAAUACAUACAACCAGCGGAAUCCCGGUUAUGCAGCCUACGGGAUGUCCUCGCCUGCUCUACCCCAAGGCCCAGGGAUAUACCCAUCGCUAGCCCCCUCAGGACCACCCCCGAUGAUGAAUCCCGGCCAAGCAGAAGCGGAGAACUAUUACUUCAACAGUGCCCCUGUUGAAGCCUACUCUCGAGCUCCACAGCAGGGGUCAAUGCCGCAACCGCAACCACAGUUACAACCACAACGAUCGUAUUCAUAUUCAAGUCAGCCACAGGAAACGUCAGCUUCGCCAUAUCAAUAUGCAACCCAACCGCCGCCGCAACAGCAGCAGCAGCAGCAGCAGCCUGCUCAAUUCGGCCAACCCCCCUCACCGGAGGCGUUUCAACAUCAACUCACGCAGCCAUAUCCACCUCAAUCGUCGCAACCCCCGUCGAUAUAUCCCCAGAUAUCAUCUCCGGAUCCCCAGCAGACUCCUACACCGUAUUCUCAGAUGCCACAAUUGGCUCCCGAGGCUCCGACUACGGCGCCACAAUACCAACUUCCGCCCCAGCAGACUCCACAACCGUUCCAACAACCGCCUCCUCAGGCUCAACCUCAAUCUCAGACUGUAGCGUACCCGCAACAACAACAAUACCCACCGCAGCAGCAGCCGCAACAGGCCCAACAGAAACAGCAGCCACAACCCAUGCCCUCUUAUAGCCCAUACCCGACCUACACGCCAGACCAAUUCCCCCAGGCCCCGCAACAUGCACCGACCUACGAUCAACCACAGGCUCAGCCUCAACCAGUCGCUGUCGAGGAGAGUCUGAUCGAGCUGUAG